UUUAACAUAUCUAGGAUAUUGGUUUGUGUGUAGAUUUUAAUCUAAUCGUGUCUAUAAGGUGAUGUAUAAGAAUGCUUUUUUUACUGCAUUUACCCAAGUUACUACCUUACUGGUUUCUGCUCACUUGAUAUUUUGCCUCAGAACAAGGGAUAUAUAAUAAUGAUAAUUGUGUACCUAUAGUUGCACACGAACCACAUUAGUAGUUAUGCCUUCUGACUUUAAGAUGGUGAACUGAAUACUUUUUAUCAUUAAAUUUGGCAUGUAAACAUUUAAGGCUCAUUUUAAUGAUCUAGAUUGGACUAGACCGGACAAGAUUUUAGUUUCCUUUUCUUUUUUAAUAUUGUCGAGAACAAUCCAUCCAACCAAAAAGGCCAUUAAGACACUCUGGUUGAUUGAAUAAGUGGAAUAAUUCUGUGGAAGCAUGCACCAUGAAAUCUCCUUCAGUCUUUCUGAUCAUUGCAAAUAUUUACCAUCAUUACUAUAAAGCCUUUCAUCUCUAAAUUUUGUGCAAUUGUUUCAUCUGUAUAUUAUAUUAGCUACGGCUCAUAAUAAUUUAGUUACUUUCAUCUUGUACCUUUUUCAUGGUAUUAAUAGUAUCAUUAUUGGCCACAUCCAUUUCUCAGAGAGCUAGUCUAGCAUUAAUGUGGCUUGAUGUCCUUCCAAAAGAUUUGAUGUCGUUAGAGUUUCAUUGAUAGACAAAUGAAAAGCUUUCUCAAGAUGCUUAUUCAUCCACUUGAGAAUUUCAAAAACCCCAAUUGUGUCGAACUUUUCAUUUUUGGAAUGGAGGUAUCCACCCAAGGAGGAGCUUGCUUGCAUCCUAAUGAGCUAGUUGGUGAGCUAAUAGCUAUAAACUUACUUACGUGAAUGGAUUAAGGCUUAACGAUCCCGAUCUCGGAAGAGACGCAACAUUAUGAGGUGAAGAGCCAACGUCGAGAUGCCAAGCCUUCCCUAGAUAUGAGCUCUUGGGGUCCAAAAUAUGCCAAUUGAUUUCCAUGUCGGAUCAGUAAAGUUUUUUCCAACUAAGCAUGACAGUCUAGGUCUCCUACCUAAUGAAUGUGGCAGGGACACAGAAGCAAUCUCGAGGCAGCAGAACCUUCAAAAUUGCGUAAAUAACAAUAUUUGUCACGAUGAAGCUGAUCGACUGAGAAUCAUUUUGAACCAGAAUCCUGUGUCGACUGGUUUAAGGUUGUCUUAUGAUGACGAUGAGCGUAACUCCUCUAUUACUUCUGCAAGUGGAAGUAUGUUGGAUUUGUCAUCAAUUAUAUCUUCUCUGUGCAAUGAUCUCAAAACAGAGUUCAACCUGCCAAAUGAAGAAAUCAAAAAGUAUAUCAGAAUUCAGGAAGAACACGUAGCCAAAGGGUUAAGGGACUUAAAGCAGAGACACACGACUUCCUUAUUGAUGGCUCUGGAGAACCUGCUCAGUAAGCAGUUGCAGGAGAAAGAUCUCGAGUUCAAGAUUAUAACUCAAAAAAAUCUGGAACUAGUUGAGAGUAUGAAGAAAGUUACAGCUGAAGCCCAGAGUUGGUGUUAUAUGGCCAAGUAUAACGAGUCAGUGUGUAAUAUACUAAAAACCAAUCUCCAACUGGCAAUGCAAGAUUCUAACCAAGGGAAAGAAGGAUUUGGAGAUAGUGAAAUAGAUGAUGCUGAAUCUUUCGUUGAUCCAAACAAUUACCUCAGCUUACCGGGUGGGUUGGGGAAGCCUAAAUCGGUUAAGAAUAAUAUGGUUUGUAAAUUAUGUAAAAUGAAGGAGGUGUGUAUAUUGUUGAUGCCUUGUAGACACCUCUGUCUGUGUAAGGAUUGUGAAGGUUCGGUUCGUGUGUGUCCUGUAUGCCGGUUGAUAACCGCAACUCGUUUCGAGGUAUACUUAUCUUAAAGAACUAAUGAGAUUAUUUACA
This is a messenger RNA of Olea europaea var. sylvestris, 1895 nucleotides long. RefSeq names its product E3 ubiquitin-protein ligase BOI-like. The coding region runs from base 977 to 1873 and encodes 298 amino acids. Lineage: Eukaryota; Viridiplantae; Streptophyta; Magnoliopsida; Lamiales; Oleaceae. The record is from RefSeq and is a predicted model, not a curated record. The transcript is spliced from 3 exons. Gene Ontology annotation, molecular function: ubiquitin-protein transferase activity.